Messenger RNA from Cynara cardunculus var. scolymus (artichoke), 853 nucleotides. RefSeq lists its product as uncharacterized. The coding region runs from base 67 to 525 and encodes 152 amino acids. The record is from RefSeq and is a predicted model, not a curated record. NCBI's taxonomy places the organism in Eukaryota, Viridiplantae, Streptophyta, Magnoliopsida, Asterales, Asteraceae. Gene Ontology annotation, molecular function: structural constituent of ribosome. Gene Ontology annotation, cellular component: mitochondrion. The transcript has 3 exons.
GUGUGUUCAUAGAAGGGGAAAUAGCCGAACCAGGGAGAAGGAAGGGGCCGCAGCCACCACCUGAAGAUGACGACCAGAUCGAUAGCUUCGAUUGGUAGCUCAUGGAAGCAGUCAUCUUUCAACUUAAUCAGAAGGACACUCAGCACCUCUUCUCCUGCUUCGGCUUCCACUUCCACUUCUGCUUCAAACCCUAGUACGACACUUCCCAAAUCAAAGAGAAAGAAGAAGAAGAAUUUGUUCGAGGUGGCUCAGUUUCUUCCUAAUUGGGGAAUCGGUUAUCAAAUGGCUAAAACCCACUGGUCUGGCGUCGCUUAUCAGAUUACCAAGAUCAAUCUUUACAAGGAUGGUAAGCAUGGCAAGGCUUGGGGAAUUGUUCACAAAGAUGGUAUACCAGCUGCUGAUGCUCCAAAGAAGAUUAGCGGUGUUCACAAGCGUUGCUGGAAAUAUAUUCCGGACUCCAAUAAAACCAAACAAAUAACACCUGAAUCUCAACCUCAAACCGAACCAGAAGUUCAAGCUACAUGAUACCCUCUACACAAGGUUAGAUGUCGUUCUCUUUGCUCUUUCUUUUUGGGACACAUUUGGCAUGGUGCUCGAAUUAUGUUUAGAGAUGUUUUUGCUCAGAUUGACCCAGAUUUGGUUGCUCAAUUGGAGCAUUCCGUUGAUGUUUUUUAGAAGAAUCUUUUUCAUUUUCUUUUUUAAAGUGCUAGCAAUGAGGUUGCAUGUUAAACCUCUUUUCGUCUUACUACGUUUGCCAUCAACCAAUGUUUCAAGCUUUGAUCUUGAUCAAGACUUCAUGUGAUCUCAUUGAUUGUUUUUAUAAUUUCUUCAGUUAUUUGCUUCAACGUUUCUA